AUGUUGGUCAAAGCCGAACCGGUAGGUGUUGAUGCUCAUUUAAGCUUGCCAAAUGCAAUAAGCAUCUUUAGGGACAAGAUCAGAAAGAAAAAAGAUCAGUCUACAGAGCAUAAAAAAGAAAAGUUGAGAAGAACAGCCGACGCCAUUAUGAUAGUGGCUACACUUAUAACAACUGUAACUUUCACGGCUGCAUUCACCAUGCCUGGUGGCUACUAUCUAAGUAGCGAUAAAAACCCAGGAACAGCAAUCCUAUCCAGAAAAACAAGUUUUCAAGUAUUUAUCAUCUCAGAUGCUCUAGCGCUACUAUGUUCUGUCAUGGCUAUAUUUGUGAACUUUUAUGGGAUGCUGUAUGGAAGUGAACGCACACUUCGUAGUUCAACCCGAGUUGCUGUUAUUUGCACCGCUGGUGCCAUUGUAGGGAUGCUGAUCGCGUUUGGUACGGGGACUUAUGUGGUAUUGGCUGAAUCACCCGCGCUUGCGAUUGCAACAUUAUUUUUUAGUUUCUUGGGUAUAGCAUACGUAUUUGAAAUGUUCCCACUUUUACAUUAUUGGGAAGACUUUGUUACAUUUUUUAGCCGUUUGUGGGUGAGCUUGGCCGGCUCUUUGACAGACGUGGGACCCCAGGUGCAUUCGUUGGAACAGAGGUGCAGCAAGUUGUUCUAG
Ilex paraguariensis (yerba mate) is the source of this 663-nucleotide messenger RNA. The record is from the annotation of a GenBank genome assembly. Lineage: Eukaryota; Viridiplantae; Streptophyta; Magnoliopsida; Aquifoliales; Aquifoliaceae.